AUGCAAUCUGGUACACGUACUGGCGCCAUGCUGGGGGACCUCCUCAAAGAGGUUCCCGAGGACGCCUCGCCACGCGUUCCGUGGCCCUUUGCCAAUCCGCGCAAACAGGUUGCAUUGGAGAACAAAUUUUUCGAGGAGGGUGCCACCAUUCACUUUGAGAGAUUACAGCCCUUGCAGAGCUGGGCGGGCCUAUCGGGUUUGAACAUGCAGAUGCGCACCAACUUUGUCGCCGCCAACGUCGUCCGGCUCGCGUCAGAGGCCAACAUGCGCCUAACGCAGACCGAGAUCGACAGCAUCGCAGAAACGAGCGCCAAGAACUUCAAGCGCGGCGCCUGGGCCGCUCCGACGGCGGCGCUCUUUGCCGGUGCCGCCUUCUACCACGGAAGGGCGGAUUACAAGUUUCCAUUUUUCAAGCCUGUUGGUCGGGCGUGGUUUCACCCACAGGCCUUUCCGACAACGCGGUGGACGAUUUUGAGGGGAUCAUCUGCGAUACUGGUAUGGCAUGCGGCCAGAUGGUUGGCAUACUAUCCGCUGUUCAAGUUCGCCACAACGAUCUUCUACUCUUCCAUCAUGAAGAUGAGCAUAGCCGCCGAUGUAGUCAAGGAUACAAGACUGGCCCGCGUACAAGAUGCCAUACUGCACCGAAUUAGCCCAAACAGCCCGAGAGGGCGAAGAGCACAGCAAGCGCACGACCAAAGUCAGGCGCAUGUGGGACAAUCUGAAUCUGACCAAAGAGACGAGACCUACCGUCGAGUUGGUCUGCCGCCCCCAUCACCUGAAGAGAUGAGACGAUUUCCCCGUCAAAGUCAGACACCAGCAACUGCCUCUUCGGGACAAGGAGAUGCGCAAAGCCCAGUAGACUGGGCCUCUACUGAGCGUCAGCAGGCACCAGCACCGUCGCAGAGCAGCCAGUCAAGCUCAUGGGGAGACUCGGAACUCUUCGACGAUGAUGCGUCUCCAGUUUCACUGGCCGCUCGUCGUGCUGAACAGGCAGGUUCGGCCGCGCAACAGUCUGCCCCCGGCGUUUCCUCCUGGGACCAAAUCAGACGGCAAGCCAAGUCUGCUACUUCACCUUUCAGCAGAGGAGAUCGGUCCGGUCAAGAGACCGCAUGGAGCAAAGUGCAGCAAGAGGCUUCAACGCCCGACAGGGGCCGAGAAAGGGGCGGUUCAAGUGACAACUAUUCUUACUCGGAAACAGACGAGAAGAGCCAGGCCCAGAAAGACUUUGACGCCAUGCUCGAGGCCGAGAGAAAGGGGGAAUCGGGCAGCGGAAGCAGGUGGAGGUAG
Pestalotiopsis fici W106-1 is the source of this 1287-nucleotide messenger RNA. RefSeq lists its product as uncharacterized. The record is from RefSeq and is a predicted model, not a curated record. The coding region runs from base 1 to 1287 and encodes 428 amino acids. The transcript has a single exon. Lineage: Eukaryota; Fungi; Ascomycota; Sordariomycetes; Amphisphaeriales; Sporocadaceae.